Messenger RNA from Nestor notabilis (Kea), 651 nucleotides. Its product is annotated as leucine-rich repeat LGI family member 3-like. The annotation marks the transcript as partial. Gene Ontology annotation, molecular function: protein binding. Gene Ontology annotation, cellular component: synaptic vesicle. NCBI's taxonomy places the organism in Eukaryota, Metazoa, Chordata, Aves, Psittaciformes, Psittacidae. The transcript is spliced from 5 exons. Gene Ontology annotation, biological process: regulation of exocytosis. The record is from RefSeq and is a predicted model, not a curated record.
GUUCAUUGAGAACAAUGACAUCCAGGCACUCUCAAAGGCCACUUUUCGUGGGCUCAAGUCCCUGACCCACUUGUCCUUGGCCAACAACAACCUACAGACACUGCCCCGGGACCUCUUCAAGCCACUGGACAUCCUGAGUGACCUGUAAGGCUGCGCUGGCACUGGGGACACCAGAAUGGGUUGAGGGUGACACCACACCAACACCACAGUCCCCGCCGUGUUCUGCAGCAGCCCCGGGCACUUUGAGGGUCAGCGCAUCCAGGACCUGGUGCUCGGGGACUUCCAGUGCAUCACCACUGACUUCGUGGUGCACCAGGUCCUGCCCUUCCAGUCGGUGUCCGCUGAGCCCUUCACCUACGCCAGUGACCUGUACGUGGCUCUGGCACAGCCCGGUGCCAGCAGCUGCGCCAUCCUCAAGUGGGACUACGUGGAGCGCAAGCUGCGAGACUUCGACCACAUCCCGGCUCACUCCGCAGUGCACUGCAAGCCCAUCGUGGCGCAGGAGCAGCUGUACGUGGUGGUGGCCCAGCUCUUCGGUGGCUCCUACAUCUACCGCUGGGACACCACCGUGGACAAGUUCAUCAAGAUCCAGGACAUCGACAGCCAGAAGAUCCGCAAGCCCAACGACAUCGAAGCCUUCCAGAUUGAGGG